Maylandia zebra (zebra mbuna) is the source of this 738-nucleotide messenger RNA. It is a transcript of the gene lta, whose product is annotated as lymphotoxin alpha (TNF superfamily, member 1). Gene Ontology annotation, biological process: immune response. Gene Ontology annotation, cellular component: membrane. Lineage: Eukaryota; Metazoa; Chordata; Actinopteri; Cichliformes; Cichlidae. The record is from RefSeq and is a predicted model, not a curated record. Gene Ontology annotation, molecular function: tumor necrosis factor receptor binding.
GGAAAACCCUGACAACCUGACAUGUCUUUGAGAGACAAGCACCACAUGAAUUUGGACAGUGAGAGUGCAACACACACUAGAAUGGAGGAUCAGCCAAGGUCGUCUUAUAGGCACCUGCUGCUGCAGGCUUGGUGCUGUCUCCUCACCGUGGCCAUGGUGAUUAUGGCUGUACAUCUCGCUACAAUGAAUCAGAAGCCAGCAGAGGUUGGAGUCCCUACACCAGAGACCAUCAACUCAACUCAUUCAGGUCGCAUACAAAGGCAGACUCAGGAACCUUUUAAGUCAGGAAGCUCUCACCCAUUCAUCCAGAUUUCCCACCAUAAUGGACGUCUGUCUGUAGAUCCUGUUUCGAAACAAAAUCGAAACAAAACCCUUACCCUGUGUGGAACGUCCAUCAUCGUCCAGGAAAACGGGACCUACUUCUUUUACGCCCAGGUGACCUUCAGGGAAGAUUCACGGGAGAGAUGUGUACUUGUGGAAAGAACUGGCUUUCAUGAUAAGAAAACUAAGACACUGGCUAAGGGCAUCUACCCGGCCUCAUCAGAGAACUCAGUGUGGUUGGCCAAGAUUGUCAAACUUAGACCGUUGGACAGUGUCAACAUAAACAUAACAGGUGAAAUUCUAAAUGACGAUACCUACUGGGGUGUCAUCAAGCUUCAAUAGAACUGGAGGUCUGGUUGGACUGGUAUGUUACUUGUGGCCCUAAAUAAACAAGUUAGAAUAAAAGCAAACUGGAUU